CCAAUCAGCGCAUCGCAGUCCAAACAGCGUCUUCGGCGUCCCGGAGUAGUCAAAGGCAAAAGUGCACUGUCGGAAUUGGCCAUAAAAAAGUUGCGAAACCAGCCAAUUGCAAAAUGGAUCAACAGACUGCUCAACAGGAGCUGGAGGGACAGGGGGAGAUACCCUCUUCACUGCCAGGUUUUCAUCUUCCCAAGAGGCUGGAGGACAACUCUCCCUGCAGACAUGCAGGAGUGGGUCAGCGAGGCCUUUCUCCAGAGCCGUCGUGGCCACACUGCGCUGGUGACGCCAGUCAAGUUGUGGUGGUACCCACCAGCGCCCCCGGCUGCCCCACGCCAACCCCCGUCCUCCCCAGCCCUCUACUUUGCCCGUCCACUGUUCCUGUGGUUCCCCUACCACUUCUGGCACUGUGCUCUACUCUGCCCGCGGCCCGAAUGCUCCCGGCUGGGCCGCAAGCUGGCCGGGGCUGGGUUCUACAAGACAGUGCGGCGGGUGCUGGACAUAGACGGGUAUUAUUAUGUGGCAACAGAAUACUUAGAAUGCAACAACUGCCACACAAAGGUGGCGGCCUGGUCCAAGGAGGUGUUGGGGCAGCUGGACAGAUGCCUGCAGCUGCAGUUCCCGGCCAUCCUCACAUACAAGCUGGCUUGCGACAAGAAGGUGGUGAAGCUGCUCCGGGAGAAAACGGUUGGGCGUUCCGUCAAGGAUCUGCUCAGGUAUCUCUCAGAGCAGCAUCACCAGGCGUGGAUGAGCCGGUGCCUCCACUAUUUGACAGCCUGCAGCUUCUCCUCCACCUCCACCUCCACCUCCAUCUUCGCCUCCACCUCCACAUCCGCCUCCACCUCCACAUCCACAUCCACCUCUGCAUCCACAUCCACCUCCAGCCUCUGCUCCAGUGGGCAUCAUCCGGUACUGCCUCCGCCGCCGAUGAUCCCUCUGCCCUCGGUGGAAUGGCUGAGAACCUUCAUUGGAGUUCAGGAUGAGUUUGAGCACCUUCCUGGAGCCCUGAACAGGCUCUCCCAGAGGCUUCUAAAAAGGAAAUUGGUCGUAGGUGCAGAGCAGAGCUCAGAUGGGCCUGGUUGUGGCUCCUGCCCCAAGUGCCCUCAGCCUGCAGCACCCGAUGGCAUGUCUCCAACCCUGUAACUUGCUAUGAAUAAGAAGAUUGUCAAAGAAGAUUGUUAAAAGCUAUGAAUAAGAAGAUUGUCAAAUUGUCAGCUGGCAGAACUGAUGUCCGGAGCAUGGAUCCACACCUCAAGAGAGAUCGGUGGGAGGCACACUCUUCAGUGGCAGGUGCAGGUCGGCCAAUGGCUCAUGGCCGUUCCCCAGGCGACUUGAUUGGUCACUCUGUUCAUAGUGGCCACAUUCUGGGGUACGUUUCCCAAAACUAUAGUUGCUAACCUGUUAGCAACUUAGUUGGUUGGCAAUGGGAAAUUGCAUUGCAACCAAUAAAGUUGCUAACUAAGUUAGCAACUAUGGUUUUGGGAAACGCACCUGGGUGUUUUUUUUGUUGUUGUUGUUGUUUCUGGUGUUCCAUGCAUGUUGUGUUGAAAAACAUUUUACAUUGAAUUGUAUCUAUUUAUGACAUUUAGAACAUUAGC
Alosa sapidissima (American shad) is the source of this 1595-nucleotide messenger RNA. RefSeq lists its product as uncharacterized. The record is from RefSeq and is a predicted model, not a curated record. Bases 223 to 1140 code for a protein of 305 amino acids. NCBI's taxonomy places the organism in Eukaryota, Metazoa, Chordata, Actinopteri, Clupeiformes, Clupeidae. The transcript is spliced from 8 exons.